Molecule: messenger RNA, 690 nt
Organism: Amaranthus tricolor (Joseph's coat)
Lineage: Eukaryota; Viridiplantae; Streptophyta; Magnoliopsida; Caryophyllales; Amaranthaceae
Exons: 1
Coding region: 1-690 (229 amino acids)
Molecular function (GO): zinc ion binding
Source: RefSeq, a predicted model, not a curated record
AUGGAGGAAGUUAAUCCGGUUGCUGUUGACGCCUUUAGGAAAUAUGGUCCACACUUGUUUUGUAGAUCUUUUGUCAACCUAGAAGGAAAGUGUGAUGUUAUUUUGAGCAAUAUGGUGGAAACUUUUAACAAUUACAUUAUGAAUGCUAGAUCCCAUCAUUUAAUAGAUAUGCUUGAAGAAAUUAGAACAAUGCUAAUAAAGAGGAUGGCUAAGAAAAAGGAAGAGGCAUUGAAGAAGUGGAAGGGUUUGUUAUGUCCAAAAGUACAAAAAACCUUAGAUUCAGAGAAGCAAGAAGCAGCUAAGUGCACUGUCAUUCCUACAACAUCAACUCGUUUCCAAGUAGCCUAUUGUAUGGAUGUUUUAGAGGUUGAUAUUGAAAAUAGAACUUGUACUUGCAGGAAAUGGUAUUUAAGAGGGAUUCCAUGUUGUCAUGCAGUUGCAUCUAUUUUUUACUUGCACAAGGAGGUUGAGUCAUACGUUGAUCAGUGCUACACUAGAGAGGCUUAUUUGAGAGCCUAUGAAGGAAACAUCAAUCCUUGUAUUGGCGAGAGGCAUUGGCCUAAAAUUGACAAACCGAUCGAUCCUCCUCCAAUUAAGAUUGGUCUUGGUAGACCACGAAAAAACAGAAUCAAGGAUCCGCAUGAAGAUCCUAAAAAACAGGAAAGCUCUCAAGACACGACGUUCAAAUGA